CGACACAUCCUGAUAUCAAGAGCGACGCUUGUCCACCGUCCACCGAGCAAGCCAUAGAGCCUGUCUUCUCCGAUCUCGAGUUCUCAGGAAAGGCAACGAAGCACAUAAGGGGAAUGGCUUCCGCUACCCGGUCCGGAUGCCACCCACAUGGCGUGCCUGCGAGCACGUAGUGUACAGUGCAGCGUGUCAUAGGAAGCGGGACGUUCCAUAGAGACUGAAACCCGUCAUACCAUCUUCUCUCGUCAGCCGCAAGAUAGCAUCGAAGAAGAGAAAACGACUGGUCACCUUGCGAGACUGCAAGAGGCAAUUCAGGCGCAGGCCAUGUAUGGGAGGGAAAGGCCUCGCCGCGCCGGGAGAAUGUCCAUUUUGCAACAGCGGCAAGGCGCAAUCCAGGCAUCCUCGAGAUUUUUUGAUUCCGAUCUCGACCGAGCUCUCUGAGCAUGCAUCCCACUCACUGCUCACAUCUGAUAAGAGCCAGCUACCGAUACAAGUGCCCGUAUUCCACAGGUACCCCGUCUAAAAGGAAGCAACAGCAGACGGCCCCUCUUUGGGCGGCAAUAUAUCAACGUGCCCUUGGACCAAAUGCCGCUCGGGGGCUCGGAGCAGUGUAAACCUUAUCAACUGUCAAAUUGUUAAGAGCGGAGGC
Molecule: messenger RNA, 646 nt
Organism: Colletotrichum phormii
Lineage: Eukaryota; Fungi; Ascomycota; Sordariomycetes; Glomerellales; Glomerellaceae
Exons: 2
Coding region: 326-520 (64 amino acids)
Source: RefSeq, a predicted model, not a curated record